AUGAGGUCCCCGAUGCCACUUGCACGUGAGGCCUGGGCCUGUGGCCAUGACAAUGGUAUCCUGACCUCGGCUUCUUUUCUUGGCUUAUCAGGUGUGAUGACUCUAUUGAUGGUCCUGUGGGGCUCUGCUGCAAAACUGGUGGUCUGCUACUACACCAGCUGGGCCCAGUACCGACCCGGGGCCGCGAUUCUUACCAGGGGCAUAGACCCCAGCCUGUGUACCCAUCUCGUCUAUGCCUUUGCUGGCAUGGACGGUCACCAGCUCAGCUCUGUAGAGUGGAACGACAAACUUCUCUACCAGGAGCUGAGCAGCCUAAAGAAGAUGAACCCCAAGUUGAAGACUCUGUUAGCUGUCGGGGGCUGGAACUUUCGUACCCAGAAGUUCACAGAUAUGGUGGCAACGGCCAGCAACAGGCAGACCUUUGUCACCUCAGCCACAAGGUUUCUGCGUACUCACAGUUUUGAUGGCCUUGACCUUGACUGGGAGUACCCGGGAAGCGGCAGGAGUCCUGCAGUAGACAAAGAGAGAUUCACAGCCUUGCUGCAAGACUUGGCCAUAGCUUUCCAGGAGGAAGACCAGAGCUCAGGGAAGGAACGACUCCUUCUGACUGCAGCUGUGCCCACUGGACAUGACCAUGUGGAUGCUGGCUAUGAGGUGGACAAGAUUGCUCUGAGCCUGGAUUCCAUCAACCUUAUGGCUUAUGACUUCCACGGCUCCUGGGAAAAGACCACAGGACACAACAGCCUCCUCUACAAAAGGCAAGAAGAGAGCGAGGCAGCGUCUGGGUUCAGUGUGGAUGCUGCUGUGCAGCUCUGGCUGUGGAAGAGGACACCUGCUAGCAAACUGAUCCUUGGCAUGCCCACCUAUGGACGCUCCUUCACCCUGGCCUCUUCAUCAGACAACGGAGUUGGGGCCCCAGCCAUGGGGCCUGGUACUCCAGGACCCUAUACUAGGGAAGGAGGGAUACUGGCUUACUUUGAGGUCUGCUCCUGGAAGGGAGAACACAGAAUUAAGGACUAGAAGGUUCCCUACGUCUUCCAAGACAGCCAAUGGGUGGAAUUUGAUGAUAGGGAAAGCUUCAUAGCUAAGGUCAGCUAUCUGAAACAGAAGGGGCUGGGAGGGGCCGUGGUCUGGGCCUUGGACUUGAAUGAUUUCACUGGUUCCUUCUGCAAUCAGAGCCAGUACCCUCUCAUCCAGACCCUGCAGCAGGAGCUGAGUCUUCCACACAUGCCUCCAAGAAGCCCUGAACAGGAAGAUCCUGGGCCAUACCAGUCUCCUGAGCCAGAGCAGGGACCCAGCCCAGGGCUAGAUACCUUCUGCCAGGGUAAAACUGAUGAACUCUAUCCCAACCCUGGAGACAAAUCCAGUUACUACAGCUGUGCAUGGGGACGGCUGUUCCAGCAGAGCUGUCCCCCCGGCUUGGUGUUUAGUGACUCUUGCCAGUGUUGCACCUGGAGCUAA
Molecule: messenger RNA, 1461 nt
Organism: Myodes glareolus (Bank vole)
Lineage: Eukaryota; Metazoa; Chordata; Mammalia; Rodentia; Cricetidae
Source: RefSeq, a predicted model, not a curated record